CACCAUGUGAAUUGGGAAGGGAUGACAAAGGGGAAUAAGAUGAAGCGGAAGGAGAUGCUGGAAAAGAAGAAGCUGGUGGAGGAGAAAAUCAGAGCUGCUUCUUGUGUGGAUAACCAUCUCUCCAGUUUUCCCACAUUUCUUCAUCACAACAGAAACGGUUCUUAAUUUUCUACUGCAGCAAUUUUCAUUAGGUUUUUUUUACCUCAUAUCAUUUUUCGGAAAACAGGAUAGCCUUACACUGCAAUUUGGGGAGCAGUUUAGUCUUGACCUGAACCAGUCUUGGACAAUGGAGGACAGUCGACUGGAGGGAGCACCUCUGCUAACUCUGAAGUUUUGUUUCAGGACUCAAGGCGCGAGUUUAAGCAUUUGCCAAAGCCUUUCCCCCUACAUCUUUAACCAAAACCAUUGGUUAUGCAAGAGUGCAAGAGGAGACACUUGAGGCCAGCAAACUUCAAGAGAUCACUAGCAGAUUCAUGAAGAUGAGCAGUUUGAAUUUUGAAAUGUCUGAUUUUGAGUCACCAACUGACAGUGAUCCAUCCAUAUCUAUACAUGUCAUCUCUGGAGGUAAUGGAUGCCAAACUAUGAUGGUCACUGGGUUUGUGGGAAAAAAGGCCCUGCAACUGUUGCUAGAUUCAGGGAGUAGUGGCUGAUGGUUACAACCUACAAUGUACUCAGGCUUGUCUCUGUACUUGGAACCCGGUCGUGGGAAUAAACUUUCUUCUCAACUGAAGCACUAUAUCCAAGGCCUCCUCAAGGUGAAUAUGAAGGGGCCAUAUGGAUCUGAGUGGCCAGAUGAAGAGAAGGUCAAGCGCAGGGAAAUGGUUGCACCAGAUGCACACUACAUAUUUUUAUACGAGAUCCCAAAUUCUGAUACCAAUCAAAUGUCUGCACUUGGUGGCCAGGAUAGGGAUAGAGUUAAAAGGAUGGAUGAUAAGUUCCCAAUAGUUGGAUUUGUACAUUACCGCUUCAUUGUAGAAGAAGAUACACCAGUUCUUUAUGUUUAUGAGUUGCAGCUUGAGAAAUGUGUUCAGAGAAAGGGCCUAGGGGAAUACUUGAUGCAACUAAUUGAGCUUAUUGCCAACAAGAGUAAAAUGGGUGCGGUGGUUCUGACAGUUCAAAGGGCAAAUGCUAAGGCUAUGAACUUCUAUACUACUAAACUUGGGUAAUUUUUUGUUUUACUAUUAAAACUUCCAGUAUACUGCAGAAUAAGAUUAAGAAUCUCAUUUUUUCCUGAAUAGUUACCCAGCAUUAUAAGGAUAAAUAGUUGAGUUAAUAGCAUGGUUUUUGGUUCUAAAAAAAUAGCAUGGUUUGUCUCCACUGUAGUGGUAAUAUUAUUUUGGUCCCCAAAGUAGAAAUAUUGUUUUGGUCUUAUUGUUAGUUUAACCAUUAGAGGCAACCAGUCAUUCUUUAAUGUGUUAAUUGACCUUUCUAGGAUACAUGCUCGUCGAAACAAGGAAGUCUAUAUAAAGCAACCUUUGUGGUUUGUUCCUUGGUGAUUUGGUGGGAGUAUGGGAAGACUAGAUUUUUGUCAAUUCGAAAGGAGCUAACAACUUCCCUCGUGCAUUUGAUGCCCUUGGAAUGAUUUUGAAACUGAUGAGAUAUAUUUGAAGCUGAGCUCAGAUCCAUCGCAACCCCAAAGACUUUAUCACUUGGGGCAUUUUGAAGGCUAAACAAUGGUACACUGGAAGUAUCUAAACACGAUUAAUAAAUUCUCUAAUGGUACACAGUGUCUUCUAUUUCACCAUCCAGAGUAGGACUACAAACAAAUUAUGAGAUUCUAUGUAAAACUUUUUGUCAUGAAGCUAGAGAAAAGCUGGAGGUGGAUCCCGCAACUCACGUCCCCAAAGCAAAUCAACAUCGUCUAUGAGAACUUGAUAUUAGUGGUUUGGAAGACUUCCAUUCGGGCAUACAAAACAAGCCUUUGAUUUAUUUAUAAUAAAACUCUAAAAGUAAGUUUAACUAUAAUGAGAUAGUUAUCAGAGUACAAUAUAAAUGCUGUUUGUGGUUGUGAAGAUUUUCCCGCCCACUGACCUGAAAAGCACAAUGUUUAAGGUCUUCAAGUUGUACAAAUGGAGUAAUUAAAAACAAAGUUGAUUU
Messenger RNA from Cuscuta campestris, 2097 nucleotides. The record is from the annotation of a GenBank genome assembly. Lineage: Eukaryota; Viridiplantae; Streptophyta; Magnoliopsida; Solanales; Convolvulaceae.